Messenger RNA from Lytechinus pictus (painted urchin), 685 nucleotides. Its product is annotated as sulfotransferase 1E1-like. The coding region runs from base 21 to 605 and encodes 194 amino acids. Gene Ontology annotation, cellular component: cytoplasm. Gene Ontology annotation, molecular function: sulfotransferase activity. NCBI's taxonomy places the organism in Eukaryota, Metazoa, Echinodermata, Echinoidea, Temnopleuroida, Toxopneustidae. The transcript has 4 exons. Gene Ontology annotation, biological process: sulfation. The record is from RefSeq and is a predicted model, not a curated record.
UAGAAUGUUGGACCGGGGAGAUGUCUGCGCUCCUCGCCAAGUCACCGGCCCAUGUCGCCAAAGUAUGCUACGAGUACGAGAAUGUGGCCAUGAUAUAUUACAUCACAAAGAAAGGCAUCGAGCAGACGAAACGAUUCAAACUUCGUCCGGAUGAUGUGUACGUCAUCAGUUACCUCAAAGCAGGAACUACCUGGCUCCAGCAGAUUGCUAUGUUAGUACGGCUUGAAGGUGAUCUCUCAUUCUUCGAAGGAAAGCACAUCAUCACGAUGGUUCCUUACUUGGAGACAUGCACUUUAGAGGACAAGAUGGGAGAUCCUAGGAAAGCCAUAAUUCAGAUCGCCGAGUUCAUGGGGAAAACUUUACCAGACGACAUCAUUGACCGUAUCAUCGAAGCGUCAAGUUUCAGUUUCAUGAAGAAUAACACGAGCGCGAACCCAGAUGUCGCUUUUAAGAAAAGCUUGGACCUCACCAAGAAUAAAACAUUCAUGCGAAAAGGUAUGGUUGGAGAUUGGAAGAAUUACUUCACAGAAGAUCAAAAUCGUCGCUUUGAUCAACUCUACCAAGAAAAGAUGGCCGGGUCUGGACUCGAGUUUACUUUUGAAUGACCAUCGUCAAUAUCUUGCAUUUCAUAAUGAUUACAUUAGGUUACACAAGGUUAAACAUCGCAAAUUUAAACGCAACAUCG